AUGCAGAACCUUGAGGAAGCAAUAGAUUUGAACCGCGAAGCUCUCGCUCUCCGACCACCCGGUCAUGUUAAUCACUCUUACUCUCUACACGCUCUCGCUUGUCUCUUGGGCUCUCGUUUCGAACAGACGGGGCAGAUGCAGGACCUCGAGGAAGCAAUAGAAUCACACCGCGAAGCGCUCGCCCUCCGACCCCCAGGCCAUGUUGAUCGCUCCUACUCCCUCUUCAAUCUCGCAGUGAGCUUGAGCUCUCGUUUCACGCAGACAAGGAAGAUGCAGGACCUUGAAGAAGCGAUAGAUUUGAACCGCGAAGCGCUCGCUCUCCAACCCUCUGGUCAUCCAUAUCGUUCCGACUCCCUCGACAGCCUCGCAUCUGACUUGUCCUCUCGCUUCAAUAGGACAGGGCAGAUGCAGGACCUUGAGGAAGCGAUAGACUUGAACCGCGAAGCUCUCGCUCUCCGACCCCCUGGCCAUCUUAAGCGCUCCGGCUCCCUCUACAAUCUCGCAGCGAACUUGAGCUCUCGUUUCACGCAGACAGGGAAGAUGCAGGACCUUGAUGAAGCGGUAGAAUCGAGCCGCGAAGCUCUCGCUCUCCGACCCCCUGGCCAUCUUAAGCGCUCCUACUCCCUCUUCAAUCUCGCAGUGAACUUGAGCUCUCGAUUCACGCAGACAGGGAAGAUGCAGGACCUUGAUGAAGCGGUAGAAUUGAACCGCGAUGCGCUCGCUCUAAUACCUUCUGGCCAUUUUGGUCGCCCUUACCUCCUCUACGAUCUCGCAAAGAACUUGAGCUCUCCGCUCACUCUCCGACCCCCUGGUCAUCCAUAUCAUCUCGACUCACUCGAGCGCCUCGCAUCUUACUUGUACUCUCGCUUCAAUAGGACAGAGCAGAUGCAGGACCUUGAGGAAGCGAUAGAUUUGAACCGCGAAGCUCUCGCUCUCCGACCCCCCGGCCAUCUUCAGCGCUUCGGCUCCCUCUACAAUCUCGCAGUGAGCUUGAGCUCUCGUUUCACACAGACAGGGAAGAUGCAGGACCUUGAUGAAGCGGUAGAAUUGAACCGCGAUGCGCUCGCUCUAAUACCUUCUGGCCAUUUUGAUCGCCCUUACUUCCUCUACGAUCUCGCAAAGAACUUGAGCUCUCGUUUCAACGCGACAGGGCGAAUGGAUGAUCUUGAAAAGGCCAUAGAGUAUUACCGGGAAGCGCUCACUCUCCGACCCCCUGGUCAUUCAUAUCGUCCCGACUCCCUCAACAGCCUCGCAUCUGACUUGUACUCUCGCUUCAAUAGGACAGGGCAGAUGCAGGACCUUGAGGAAGCUAUAGAUUUGAACCGCGAAGCUCUCGCUCUCGAACCCUCUGGUCAUCCAUAUCGUCCCGACUCCCUCUACAAUCUCGCAUUGGACUUGUACUCUCGCUUCAAUAGGACAGAGCAGAUGCAGGACCUUGAGGAAGCGAUAGACUUGAGCCGCGAAGCUCUCGCUCUCCGACCCCCCGGCCAUCUUAAGCGCUCCAACUCCCUCUACAAUCUCGCAGUGAACUUGAGCUCUCGUUUCACGCAGACAGGGAAGAUGCAGGACCUUGAGGAAACGAUAGAGUUAAACCGCGAAGCGCUCGCCCUGCGACCUCCUGGUCAUUCAAAUCGUUCUGAAUCCCUCGAACGCCUCGCAUCUGGCCUGAACUGUCGUUUCGAUAGGACAGGGCAGAUGCAGGACCUUGAGGAAGCGAUAGAUUUGAACCGCGAAGCUCUCGCUCUCCGACCCCCCGGCCAUCUUAAGCGCUUCGGCUCCCUCUACAAUCUCGCAGUGAACUUGAGCUCUCGUUUCACGCAGACAGGGAAGAUGCAGGACCUUGAUGAAGCGGUAGAAUUGAACCGCGAUGCGCUCGCUCUAAUACCUUCUGGCCAUUUUGGUCGCCCUUACCUCCUCUACGAUCUCGCAAAGAACUUGAGCUCUCGUUUCAACGCGACAGGGCGAAUGGAUGAUCUUGAAAAGGCCAUAGAGUAUCACCGGGAAGCGCUCACUCUCCGACCCCCUGGUCAUCCAUAUCAUCUCGACUCACUCGAGCGCCUCGCAUCUUACUUGUACUCUCGCUUCAAUAGGACAGAGCAGAUGCAGGACCUUGAGGAAGCGAUAGAUUUGAACCGCGAAGCUCUCGCUCUCCGACCACCCGGUCGUGUUAAUCGCUCCUACUCCCUCUACAAUCUCGCAUUUGACCUGCACUCCCGUUUCGAUAGGACAGGGCAGAUGCAGGACCUUGAGGAAGCGAUAGAUUUGAACCGCGAAGCGCUCGCUCUCCGACCUCCUGGUCAUUCAAAUCGUUCUGAAUCCCUCGAUUCCCUCGCAUCUGGCCUGAACUCCCGUUUCAAUAGGACAGGGCAGAUGCAGGACCUUGAGGAAGCGAUAGACUUGAACCGCGAAGCUCUCGCUCUCCGACCCCCUGGCCAUCUUGAGCGCUCCUACUCCCUCUUCAAUCUCGCAGUGAACUUGAGCUCUCGUUUCACGCAGACAGGGAAGAUGCAGGACCUUGAGGAAGCGAUAGAUUUGAACCGCGAAGCUCUCGCUCUCCGACCACCCGGUCAUGUUAAUCGCUCUUACUCCCUCCACAAUCUCGCAUCUGACCUGAGCUCACGUUUCACUAGGACGGGGCAGAUGCAGGACCUCGAGGAAUCGAUGGAAUUGAACCGCGAAGCGCUCGCUCUCCGACCCUCUGGUCAUUCAAAUCAUUCUGAAUCCCUCGAUUCCCUCGCAUCUGGCCUGAACUGGAAGAUGCAGGACCUUGAGGAAACGAUAGAGUUAAACCGCGAAGCGCUCGCCCUGCGACCUCCUGGUCAUUCAAAUCAUUCUGAAUCCCUCGAACGCCUCGCAUCUGGCCUGAACUGUCGUUUCGAUAGGACAGGGCAGAUGCAGGACCUUGAGGAAGCGAUAGAUUUGAACCGCGAAGCUCUCGCUCUCCGACCACCCGGUCAUGUUAAUCGCUCUUACUCCCUCCACAAUCUCGCAUCUGACCUGAGCUCACGUUUCACUAGGACGGGGCAGAUGCAGGACCUCGAGGAAUCGAUGGAAUUGAACCGCGAAGCGCUCGCUCUCCGACCCUCUGGUCAUUCAAAUCAUCCUGAAUCCCUCGAACGCCUCGCAUCUGGCCUGAACUGUCGUUUCGAUAGGACAGGGCAGAUGCAGGACCUUGAGGAAGCGAUAGACUUGAACCGCGAAGCUCUCGCUCUCCGACCCCCUGGCCAUCUUAAGCGCUCCCACUCCCUCUUCAAUCUCGCAGUGAGCUUGAGCUCUCGUUUCAUGCAGACAGGGAAGAUGCAGGACCUUGAUGAAGCGGUAGAAUUGAACCGCGAUGCGCUCGCUCUAAUACCUUCUGGCCAUUUUGAUCGCCCUUACUUCCUCUACGAUCUCGCAAAGAACUUGAGCUCUCGUUUCAACGCGACAGGGCGAAUGGAUGAUCUCGAAAAGGCCACAGAGUAUUACCGGGAAGCGCUCGGCAUAUCUCCUGCUGGGUUUUCUCUAUGUGCCUCUGUCCUCGCUGGUCUCUCUCGCGCUUUAUUGAAUCGCUUUCAAAAGUUCUCCAGGGAGGAUGAUCUAUAUGAGGCCUUCGAUACGCUUGCCGCCGCAACUGAAAUUCGGUCUGCCGGUGUGGACCAUCAGAUCUCGACUGCACAUGCAUGGGUAUGGUCGGCUUGCAAGUUUCGACACAGCUCUAUCCUGUCAGCAUAUGCAAGAUAUUUGGACCUCCUCCAGUGCGGCCUUGUCAUCAGUCCCAGCCUGGAGCUGCAAUGGGCAUCUCUUACUAGGUACUCCUCUUCGCUCGCAGUUGAUGCCGCGUCGUCUGCUAUUGAUGAUGGCCAGCUGGAUACUGCGGUCGAGAUGUUGGAGAAAGGAAGAGCUUUGCUUUGGUCCAGAAUGAAGGGUUAUCGGCAACCCGUUCUAGAACUUCGGACCGUUGACCAUGCACUCGCCGACAGGUUCGAGACGGUCAGCGAUCAGUUGGAGAAACUUGCCACUUCACAAUCACGUUUGGCACCCGAUGCGUUAGAACCUGCUCCACGAUUUGGCGCUGCGCGGGAUAAAAAGUUGAAGCAGCAGCGUGUUCUGUCGGCUGAAUGGGACGACAUAGUCAAACAUAUACGCCAGAUUGAAGGGUUUUCAGAGUUUCUACAGCCAGUGCCCUUUGAACGUCUCAAGCACGCCGCUGCAGAAGGGCCUGUCAUCGUAGUCAACGUCUCCUCGUACCGAUCGGAUGCUUUGAUUAUUCGAGAUAUCGCUUCUGGCCCCACCCUCGUUCCCCUCACAGACUCAUUACAUGACGAAGUUGGAAAGCUGUCCGAGCAGCUCGGUCAAGCUCGAAGACGCGGUGACGCUACUCUCGCUGCGGUGAUGGACGAUAUUUUGUUCGCGUUGUGGAAACUCAUCGCUCAGCCAGUAGUCGAUAGACUUCGAGCUCUGGGAGUCGCGGAGGGGUCCAGGAUUUGGUGGUGUCCAACAGGAAAGCUGUGCUCUCUCCCGCUGCAUGCUGCUCAUCCCCUUGUCACAGGCGAAUGUGGUCUUCCAGAUCUAUUUAUAUCAUCCUACACUCCUACGCUCUCUUCACUCAUUUCUGCAAGGGAGAACAUCUCUGCGACGCGCUCUAAAUACCCCCAGCUCCUUACCGUCGGCCGACCAGACGACUCUCUGAGGUGUGUAGAUGCGGAGUUGAAAGAGAUACAGAGCCUCGGGGACUUUGUCGACACUAUUGUCUCGGAACAGGCGACGCCCGACGCAGUGCUUGACAAUCUUCAAACUCACUCAUGGCUUCACAUCGCUUGCCACGGUCAUCUGGACGAUGCACAACCCUUCAAGUCGUCGUUCAAGCUCUAUGGAGGCUCCCGUCUGACUGUGUUGGAUCUCUUGCAGGCACGCCUUCCCAAUGCAGAAUUUGCAUUCCUAUCUGCCUGCCAUAGUGCUGCGGGCGAUUCUAUCCAUACACCCGACGAAGUUUUGCACCUCGCAGCGGCGAUGCAAUUCUGUGGGUUCCGCAGUGUUAUCGGGACGCUGUGGGGAAUGGCGGAUGACGAUGGGCCUGGCCUCACCCGGGAGUUCUACAAGUAUAUGUUCCGUCACAAUGAUCCAACACAGGUGGAUUUCAAAGAUUCCGCGAUGGCACUGAGAUGUGGGAUCGACGUGUUAAAGGAGGCGAAUGUUCCGCGUCACCGAUGGGCUGCCUUUGUACACAUCGGUGCAUGA
This is a messenger RNA of Heterobasidion irregulare TC 32-1, 5217 nucleotides long. RefSeq lists its product as uncharacterized. The transcript is spliced from 3 exons. The record is from RefSeq and is a predicted model, not a curated record. Bases 1 to 5217 code for a protein of 1738 amino acids. Gene Ontology annotation, molecular function: protein binding. NCBI's taxonomy places the organism in Eukaryota, Fungi, Basidiomycota, Agaricomycetes, Russulales, Bondarzewiaceae.